This is a messenger RNA of Coturnix japonica (Japanese quail), 1421 nucleotides long. Lineage: Eukaryota; Metazoa; Chordata; Aves; Galliformes; Phasianidae. The record is from RefSeq and is a predicted model, not a curated record.
UGGGGUUUCCAAAGCACAGUUUCCACACUUUUCCAGGGUUGGACGGGACUUUCAGUCCAUUUCCCCAUUGGGAUUCUCUCCCUUGCAGGUGAUGCUGAUGAAGCCCCAGGAGCCCCAGGCUACAUGUGGCCAGAACUAAGAGCUCAGUCCAUCUGCAGGUGUCAGCAGCGUGAGCUACUUCUUACUGGUUGGGGUGCAAGGCCAAGAAGGCGUGGAGGGCUGCAGGCCAGCCAGGAGAUGUCACAGCACGGAUGGCAUCACCCGGAGCCUGUGUGCUGUCACAGUGCGCUGCCAUGACAUCGCCGGGCCCUCCCCAAGGACAGCCGGCCACUGGCUCCAGGAGCAUCAUUUGUGAGCUGUGCAGCCCGCAGCCGCUCGCCGUGCCCUGUGCCUGAGAGCAGCCCCAGCAGCAGACCAGCUCAGCCUCAUCGCGCUCGUCCUCCAAGGCUCAGAGAGGUUUGGAGCACAUGUCUAACAGCAUGGACGGAGCCUGGGUGGGGACCUGGAGACCCCAUCGCCCACGUGGCCUCAUCUCGGCCCAGUUCCCCAGCCCCGGGCCCAAAUACUCCAUCCCGGGGACAACAGGUUACGUGGGCCACAGCCCCACCAAAAACCGUGCCCCCGCUUACACCUUUAGAGGGACCAAACGGCCUGCGGCAGGGAGCUGCGGGCCAGGUCCCUGCUACUUUGUGGAGCCGGCCAUCACCAGGAAUGGCAAGUACGUGGUUCCAGGCGCCCACCUCCAAGGACGACCCACCACCAAGACCACCGUCACCCCCGGACCGAGUGACUACCGCACCGAAGCAGCCAACAGGCACGUCUUCAAGUGCCCACCGGUGCAGUCCAUGGCCUUCCGGCGGGAGCCCCUCCGCACAGACCGCCCUCCAGGUCCUGGCACUUACACACUGCCCAGGCUGAUGGGGCCCAACACAGCCUACACAUCGGCCAGCCCCUGCUACUCCAUCAGGGGAAGGAGCCAGCGCGGUCGCUUUGACGAGGACCUUGCCAAGACUCCAGGUCCUGCGGCGCUCCCCAGAGUGGCCGUGGAUGUGUACAAGAAAAGGGCGCCCGCAUACACCAUGGCAGCCCGACCAAAACAUGGAGAGGGCAAAGCAGUGAAGCCCGGGCCGGCAGACUACAACGUAGGCCAGGUGACGCUGAUCAAGCCCCAGGCGCCUGCCUCCACUUUUGGGAUCCGGCAUUCCCUCUACACAACCCCCCUCAUUGUGGAAUAAGACAGCACAGUCUGGAAGGCCGUGGUUGCUUUCCUGGAAUGGGAGGGGAGGGAGAAGAGAGAGUAGCCAACAUCCAGUCUCCUUCUGAUUCCAUUUCCCUUCAUCCAGUUGGGCUUUUGCCCGUUAUACUAUUAGAUGUUAGUGUUAGGAGUAAGUCAUUAAUAAAUUAAUUAAAAACCUUAUGUA